Ichthyophthirius multifiliis is the source of this 1535-nucleotide messenger RNA. RefSeq lists its product as hypothetical. The record is from RefSeq and is a predicted model, not a curated record. The annotation marks the transcript as partial. The transcript has a single exon. Lineage: Eukaryota; Ciliophora; Oligohymenophorea; Hymenostomatida.
AAAAAAUACUUGUUUUAUCAAUAGUAUAAAACCCAAUAUUUUAUUCUAUCAUAGAUGGUUUUCUUAUCAUCUAUUCGACUAUAAAGUCUGAUUAUUUUCUUGAUUGUGCAAAAGAUGAUCUUUUAGCAAUUAAAGCUGAAAUAGCUGAAGCCCUUUCUGAACCUGGAAUUGAUUUCAUUGGCUAAGCGAGUACUUCUCCUUCCAAAAUAGUUAAUUUAGUGAUUAAAAAAGACACUAGAAUAGUGAUAAAUCCGACACCGAAAAAUAUUGAGACUCCCAAAUCUUCCAUAAUAACUCUAUAAAAAGGUAAUACAAUCGAAAAUAUAAUCGAAAUAAGAUUCGUAAGUGAAAAAGUCAACUAAUUAUACUAAGGCGGUAAAACACACUUGAGUAUACUAAUUAAAUUAGUAAAGGAAAUUCUAUUAGAUAAUUUAGUAGCCAAAAUAAUAAAUAACUAAGGAAAAAAAUCAUCUCUAGUUAUAAAAAAGACAAAAAUUAGAUUAUCCCAAUAACUGUAAAAUUCCAUCUAGCAACCUUAUAACAUUUAAAUCUAUUUACGAGAUAAAAGGCUAAAAAAGAUCCACAUAAAUCCAUAAAGACUGAAAUUAAUACAUUAUAUCGAAUAUCUCCUCCUAAAUUAUUAAAUGCAAUAAACGGACAGUAAAAACUACACUAAUUACAGACCCAACAGAUCAUAAAAAUAGCCCCAUUUUUCAAAUAAAGACUAUUAUUUUUAAUUUCCUGAAAUUUUUAUAUUAAAUCCAAAAGAAAAUUUCUUUAAAUUUCCUUUGCAUGUUCUUUUGGGCAAAUUUUCUCGUCUGGAUUUUCAAUGAAAUUUCUUAGUGAUGAAUUCUUACCGAAAGACUUUUUGGAAACCAAGGCGCUUAUUUUUCGGUAAUAUUCAUGGUCAUUAAAGUAGUAAAAUAAACCCGUGAAUAUUAAAACCGGAAUCCCGCAAAAAAUAGACAAUUGAUGUACCCAAUAUCCAUCUAUUUAUCCACAAUAAAUAAUAAAGCAUAAAGAUCCAAAUGGAAAUGCUACAUUUAAUAUUCCUACUGAUUUUUCUUUUAUUUCUGCUGUGUAGGUGUUAUUUAUAUAUGUAAAGACCUAAGAAUAUACAUAAGAACAAGCAAAAUUCCAUUAAAAAAUCAAAAACAUUACAUAAUAUAUGUUAUCGUGAAUAAAAAUUGUAGAAACUAAAAAAAUACCCUCCAUUAAAAAAACUGCAAACAAAACAUAAAAAAGUAAAUACUUUGGAUGUUCUUUAAAUACAGCUAAUAAAAAAGCAGUUAUUUAGCCAAAAAAACCUAAUGAAAGAAUAGAUGCUUCCAGUAUUUUUUUCUCACAAAUUAAACCAAAAUCCAUUGAUAUGCUUUAUACUCCGUGGGUGUUUAUAAAUUUGUAUUCGUAAUUAUUUAAACAUAAUUAGCUUUCACUACAAUCAGUCCAUUAGUUGUCUAUUAAGCAACUUAAUUAGGAUCUAUAAUAUAUAAAAGGAAUUGAAUUUGAAGGAACUUAUAGAAGAUUUAAAAUAG